This is a messenger RNA of Hydatigera taeniaeformis, 510 nucleotides long. The record is from the annotation of a GenBank genome assembly. NCBI's taxonomy places the organism in Eukaryota, Metazoa, Platyhelminthes, Cestoda, Cyclophyllidea, Taeniidae.
AUGCACAGACCUCAUUGGCUGCCUACUUUGCAAAAGGUCGACCGCAGGACAACAACGCACACCACAGUCUGCGUCUGCGAUCAUUUGACCACCUUCGGUGCCGGGUGGUUGGUUCCACCCAAUCAGAUUGACUUCAACUACGUCUUCAGAAACAUCCAGUUCGAAAGAAACGCAACUCUCUACGCAACGGAAAUUACAAUCGCCAUUAUAUUUCUCCUUCUUUUCAUGUGGGCUCGACGAAUGGACAAUCGAGACAUUCAGAAAUUGGGAAUAACUCCACUGGCUGAGAACAAUCCGGCUGAUGAGUACCUUUACGAGGUGAUUGUGUGCACUGGCAUAAGGAGGGACGCUGGUACCACAUCUACCGUCUGUAUGCAAGUGAACGGAGAAAGAGGUGGAACUGCACCCUUCACCCUCCGCGACCCACAUCGAAAGGUCCUCCAGCGUGGCAAUGUUGAUCGUUUCCUUCUUGCCACCGCAAGGUCAGUUUACCUAGUCUUCACAUAUUAA